Molecule: messenger RNA, 1272 nt
Organism: Drosophila ficusphila
Lineage: Eukaryota; Metazoa; Arthropoda; Insecta; Diptera; Drosophilidae
Product: RNA/RNP complex-1-interacting phosphatase
Exons: 7
Coding region: 114-1193 (359 amino acids)
Biological process (GO): protein dephosphorylation
Molecular function (GO): polynucleotide 5'-phosphatase activity; protein tyrosine/serine/threonine phosphatase activity
Source: RefSeq, a predicted model, not a curated record
UACAAUGGUACCAUCGCUAAUCUCUAAUUACAACACAUUUUCCAAAAUAGAACAUAUAUUUACAAAUAGUGACUCCCAGAAAGGUAAACUAAGUUCGAAUCCAGGCUUUUAGAAUGGCCAAAGCCAUACCAGAUCGAUGGUUGAACUACAAACCGAUUGGGGAGCGUAUUCCCGGCACCCGCUUCAUAGCCUUCAAGGUGCCGCUGCACCAGCAUGUCAACGCCAAGGUGGAGGAGAGCCUUCGCCUGGCGCCCGAGUCCCUGCUCCAGUCCAUUCCCGAUCUGGGCCUCAUCAUCGAUCUGACCAACACGAACCGAUACUAUCAGCCCAGUUCCCUGACCAACCACGAUGUGCGCCACCAAAAACUGAUGAUCCCCGGGAAACAGACGCCUCCACGUCGGUUGGCAGAGCAAUUUUGCAGUUACGUGGCCGACUUCCUUGCCAACAAUGCAGAUAAUGACAAACUAAUUGGAGUCCACUGCACACACGGAGUAAAUCGAACUGGUUACCUGAUCUGCUACUUCAUGAUCUCCGUAAUGAAGACGUCCCCCGAGGAAGCGAUACAGACGUUUUCUGCUGCCCGUGGCCAUAGGAUCGAGCGCCCGAACUACUUGCAAUCCUUGAAGAAUCUACCGGAUCGAAGUGCGAGUGAGGGGUCUUCUCUUUCCAGAGUCAACGAUAACGAAUAUAACAGCAGACAUCAGCAGACGUCCAGUCACAAUUAUGAAGAUUGGCGCCAGCAAGCAAGAAGUUUCCAAAGUGGCAAUAACUUCAGAUAUUCUCCAUACGGAAAUUCCCAUAAUAACAGCCACAAUUGGAUCAACGGAGAAACGAGAAAUUAUUCGGAUGAGCGAUGCCAACCAAGGAACCACAGACAGGAUAAUCGCAACCCUUAUCAGAACAGCAGAGACAACCGACAGGAUAAUCGAAGCUACUACCAGAACUGCAGGGAUAACAGUUCAGAUUGGCAGGGAUCGAGAAAGCUAUAUGGCUAUGAUCAGGAACAGGACUGGACUGGGAAUAACUUCCGCAGCAAUCGGCAGGAACGUGGAUAUCGAAACGACGUGUAUCAAAACCACAGAUCAGCAGGGUAUCAGCAGAAAUCAAGAGGCUACGACCGGUAUCAAAAUUAUCAGCGAAACUAUACGAACAUCAAUAGCAGACCCCACUUUAACGAAGAGCAUGCAGAGUAGCUGGAUACUUUGCAACUAAAAUUGUAUUUUUGUAGCAAAACGCCAAUUAGAACGUAAUAAAUUUCCAUUGACAUGUUGA